AUGAGCAGACUACAAUGCGAUUAUCACAGGUCGAUCAACGCACCGCCCUCGCAGGUUUCGCAGUCACAAGAGGAGCGUGCCAACUGCUUGGCUGGGAAAGCUACAUACAGGGCUUCGUUGCGAUCAAGGCUUAAGAAUGCACAACGUUCGAGAAUGUCAAAAGGCAUCUUCGCGCAACCGUCAACCCAGGGAUACAGACCGCUGUGUCUGCUGACAGCGACCGCUGUCUGUGCGAAAUCUGCUGAGGUCACACCGCUUCGUAGAUCUGUUCACAAUGAUACGAAUGCUGCCACCACUGCAAGGUCGAGGACAGUUGAAACAUUCAACCGCAGGCGCGUACGUCAAUCCAAUGACGCUACUGCAACAGCGAGCGCUAGGUCUGCUGAGACACUGCUACGUAGGACUGUUCGAAAUGCUAGGAAUGCUGUCACCAAUGCAAGGUCGAGGGCAGCUGAAACAUUUGUCCGCUGGCGCGCCCGUCAAUCCAGCGACGCUGCUGCAACAACUAGGUCGAUGGAAUCCGAGACAGAACAACAGCAGGCAACCUGCAAUUCCCGCAACGCUGCAGUGACUUCUGAUGCCGGAAACUCCAAGGGCCUAAAGACAAGGGCAAGAAGAAUUUCAACGGCUGCCACAAUCAUUGCCGCUGUGCGCUUAUUUCAAAUUCUCCAAGCUCGCCACUUACGCCUCGACGGUGUCAUUCAGCGUCGCCCGUUGUAUUACCUUCCCAGUAGCUCUUUUUGGUUUUCCUUGGCUUUCAAUUACGACCCCGUCAUUAACUUAACUGUGUGUGUCGAUAUCAAUGUUGGAUACAUGAACUGCGUUCGCCAAUUCUGCAACGCCCGCAUAUGGGCUGGGGAGCCUGCCGGGCUGUGCUGCUCCUCCGUUCGAUUGCCACAUUUGCGAACUGUCCCGUUGAAGGGACUAAAAGCCGGCUUCCAUCCCGACUCCAUCCACUGUCUUAAAACAGUUAGGGAAUACAAUUUCUUUGAAAUGACCUCAUUUGGGGCUCAGCUGUUUCGAGAACAGAGUUGGAUGCCCACUUUCAAAGUACAGGGGCAGGUAUACCACCGCAUUGGAUCUCUGCUGCCUGAGGAGACCUCUACACUUAAAUUCCUUCAACUGUACUUUAUUGCAGACUACAGCCUACAGGCCAAAUUUGUAUUUUGCCGCCGUCGGGAAGUGUUGCGCACAAGGACGUCAUGCUACUACUUCAGACCAUGCUUCACGAGGCUAACAGCUACAUUCGCAGUUUCAAAUAUGCUUUGGAAAAGGCUCCGUUUCCUUCCUUCAGCAUUAGGCGGCGCUGUUCACAGGAUUUCAGAGACCCAUCAAUCAUAUGAUGCAAUGCAGUACCCUUUACUUUUCCCUUAUGGUGACGAUGGCUACUACUUCGGCAUUCUCCUUCAUACUCCGGGUGGCCAACCUACAACGCCCUCCAAAGCAUUAUUGUGCAAGGCCUUCCACUCAUACCGGUUCAUGGAUAGGGAUGGAGAAUUUAACCUGCUUCAUAUGUGCAGUCAUCGCCGACAUCUAUGUCACCACCACGACCAGUCCGAGAGGACGUGCUUCUUCCUCUGGCUUCUGCUUCAUGGAGGUUCGUUGUUCCGUCAUAGUUUGAGACGAAAUAUGGCUCACAAUCAAGCACUCGUACCGUUAAAUAAGUCCCUUCGAGUCAUUAGAGACUCCACUGAUCUCAUGGAUGGCUUGGCUCUCCUUCUGUCAAGUGACAUUCGACUAACCCUGUCUGUCAUUGCCAAAGGGACAAGGCGUCGUGUUGCCAACACCUACCGGGAGGCUUCUAGCACUUAA
Messenger RNA from Acanthosepion pharaonis, 1812 nucleotides. The record is from the annotation of a GenBank genome assembly. NCBI's taxonomy places the organism in Eukaryota, Metazoa, Mollusca, Cephalopoda, Sepiida, Sepiidae.